AUGGAAGAUCUUGCUAGUACACCAGUGGAUAAAUCUGAUAUCUGCAAACAGAAUACUUCUACGAGUCAACAAACGGCGGCAAAUGUAUGCGGCACUUUUACAUGUUCUUUUUGUUAUUUAAAAGAACGUUACGAUUACAAAGGUGCAAAACCACCAUUCGCUCGCCAAUUGGUUUAUCUAGAAGAAUGUUAUAUUAUGAAAGAUCCAUUCAGUUUACCAAACAGGGGUGAAGUUUUAGUCCUAGGCGCUGAUUGCAGUAUGUGCAAACGCAAUGUAUGCUUAGGAUGCAGCAUAUUUUACACACAGCGUUUCUGUUUAAAGUGCGCAUCCAAUAACAUGCAGAAAUUACCACUUCAAUUACAUGGCAAAAUCAACAAUUUAAUGAAACAUUAUGUAGAUUCUUGA
This is a messenger RNA of Formica exsecta, 405 nucleotides long. Its product is annotated as cysteine-rich DPF motif domain-containing protein 1. The transcript has a single exon. Bases 1 to 405 code for a protein of 134 amino acids. The record is from RefSeq and is a predicted model, not a curated record. Lineage: Eukaryota; Metazoa; Arthropoda; Insecta; Hymenoptera; Formicidae.